UCGGCUGAGAGUGACGCAUCCUCCCAUCAGCUGUUUUUGUUUUUCUGUGAUGGCAGUGGAAGUUAUUAACACAUAAUAACGGGAUUUCUGAUUGAUGCCAGUGAUUCUAUACGGGGGAUGUUGCGGUUGAUUUUUGUUCUGGUCUAGGUUCAGUACAGCCCACCAUCCGGGUAAUGAGCGCCCUGCGGACGAUCCUUUCCCUGUAGACUGUGGCGCGUGGCGCUUGGAAUCUGGACGCCGAGGAGGAGCGGAGGGCUCCGGCGGGGAUCAGCCCGAGCCAGAGGCCUUCAACCUCUGACAGAGAGACUAUAGAGGACCAACUGGCUCGGAUGGAGAACCAGGAGACGUUACCGGAGGGGCCCGGAGCGCAUCCCCAGUUUAUCUGCGCCUCCUUCAACCAGGACACCACUUCUCUGUCUGUGGGCACAAAAACGGGAUACCGACUCUUCUCUGUCACAACUGUGGACAAACUGGACUGUAUCCAUGAGGGAGUGGAAUGCCCAGAUGUCUAUAUAGUGGAGCGACUGUUCUCCAGCAGUCUGGUUGUUGUGGUCAGUCUUUCCUUGCCCCGUCGAAUGAACGUCUACCACUUCAAGAAGGGUACAGAAAUAUGUAACUACAGCUACUCCAACAACAUCCUCUCGGUCAAGCUGAACAGACAGCGACUCGUCGUGUGCCUGGAAGAGUCCAUCUACAUCCACAAUAUCAGAGACAUGAAAUUACUCAAGACCCUGCUUAACACACCAGUCAACCCAACAGGUCUGUGUGCGCUGUCUGUCAACCACGGUAACUCCUUCCUGGCUUAUCCUGGCAGUGCCACCAUUGGAGAGAUCACACUCUAUGAUGCAAACAACCUGAGCACAGGGACUCUGAUCCAAGCCCACGACAGUCCACUGGCGGCCCUGACGUUCAACGCCUCUGGCACAAAGCUGGCCAGUGCAUCUGAGAAGGGUACUGUAAUCAGAGUUUUCAGCGUUCCAGAGGGUCAAAAGUUGUUUGAGUUUCGGCGAGGGAUGAAAAGAUACGUCAGCAUCAGCUCCUUGGCCUUCAGUGCAGACGCUCAGUUCCUGUGUGCCUCCAGUAACACGGAAACUGUUCAUAUCUUCAAACUGGAACAGCACAGCCCAAGUCAAGAUGAAGAAUCUCCAACCUGGUCAGCAUAUGUAGGAAAAAUGUUCACAGCUGCCAGUACCUACUUGCCCACCCAUGUUUCUGACAUGAUGCAUCAGGAUCGGGCCUUCGCCACUGUACGGCUAAACAUGUUUGGCUUGAAGAACAUCUGUGCCCUAACUACGAUUCAGAAACUUCCACGUCUGCUAGUUGCAUCCUCAGAGGGAUUCCUCUAUAUCUACAAUGUAGAUCCGCAGGAUGGAGGCGAAUGCGUCCUUGUUCAAAAGCACAGGCUCUUUGACUCAGGUGAGGAGCAGGAGGAGGAGAAGGAAGAGGAGAACCAGGAAGAUGGCCCCCAGCAGCAACCAGCGGGCCAAUCCUAUGCUGCCACUGUGGCUCUACCUUCAAUGCCACCCUCAUCCACAACACUCAUGGGCUACUCUGAAGAUGGUGGAGCGCAGAGGGGUGAAGUCAUCCCAGAGCAUGAAUUUGCAGAGGGCCCCGUUUGUCUGGAUGAUGAGAACGAGUUCCCUCCAGUUGGCAACCUGAGUAAUUAAUCAGCAGUUCUGCAAGACCCCCCCCCCUUUAUAAUAAUAAUCAGAUCGACAGUACUGAUUUCAAACAGGAAGAAUUAUAAAAACUAGUACUGAUGACGAUAAACGUUGAAUCCCUGGACCUUCAACAGAAAUUAAUGUUUACCUUGGAUACGGUGUUAAAGGGUGUUACUCUCUGCUUGUUCUUGUGUUCUGUGUUCCUCCCAUUCUGUAGGAUAUAUGGAAAAAAUAUAGUUGGUACAUCUCUCAUUAGGAAUACAUCUACCAAUUUAAAAAGAAAAGAAUACCUAAUAUAAUGCCACACCAAUAGUUAGAAAUGUGUAGUAAUAUGACACAGUAAGAAACCCUGGCAGAAAAUGGACAUUGUUGUAGAUAAAUGCUGUCGAACAAAGCAGACAGUGUUUCAUGAGGUUAAUUAACCCCUUUGAGUUUUUCCUACAUCAUUUCAAUGUGUUCUACAAACGUGUUGCACUUUCUUCAUGACUCUGUUAUAUAUGGUCCAUAUUUCAUGUGUUCGACUGAAUAGAACCUAGAAGUUUACAUUUGAUAUUAAUGCCUUUUAUGCAGCCCCAGCAUAACAAAAAAUAUCUAGGAACUUUACAGCUUUAAAAAACUGAAGUCAUAAAAGCAUUAGUUUCACUUGAA
Molecule: messenger RNA, 2309 nt
Organism: Cyprinodon tularosa
Lineage: Eukaryota; Metazoa; Chordata; Actinopteri; Cyprinodontiformes; Cyprinodontidae
Product: WD repeat domain phosphoinositide-interacting protein 1-like
Exons: 12
Coding region: 330-1667 (445 amino acids)
Biological process (GO): autophagy of mitochondrion; protein lipidation; nucleophagy
Cellular component (GO): cytosol; extrinsic component of membrane; phagophore assembly site membrane
Molecular function (GO): phosphatidylinositol-3-phosphate binding; phosphatidylinositol-3,5-bisphosphate binding; protein binding
Source: RefSeq, a predicted model, not a curated record